AGAUAUCGUCCAAUGUUGCUAAAUCUAAAGCACAGAGAAGAACUCUUUGGGAAGACAGGACAGUAAAUUCUGCCCACAGAAUUUGUCAAGAUGAAGAAUUUCUGUUUCUCUUCAUUUGGAAUUAUUACACUUUGCAUCAUUUGUGUAACAGCUCUGGACAACUGUCUGAAAGAUCAGAUACGACUGAAGGCUCAGGUGAGCCUCCUUGAGCACCAAGUGAAACUUCAGCAAAUAAAAAUCCAGAACCUGUUGCAUGAGAAGGAGCUCCAGUUAAUGGACCGAGGAGAUGAACAACUUGUGAUGGUUCUGGGAAACAGACGAAGCUAUGCAGAUUGUUCUGAAAUUUAUAACGCUGGCCACAAGUUGAGUGGUUUCUACAAGAUAAAACCUGUUGAGAGUAUCGAGCCAUUCUCUGCCUUCUGCGACAUGACUGAGGGAGGAGGCUGGACUGUUUUUCAGAGACGCUUCAACGGAAGAGAAGACUUCUAUAGGAACUGGACUGAUUAUAAGCAAGGAUUUGGUGAUUUUGCUUCUGCAAAUGGAGAAUACUGGCUAGGAAAUGACCACCUGCACUAUUUAACAUUGCAAGGUGACUACACGCUGAGAAUCGAUUUGAUAGAUUUUGAAGGCCAGAGAAGAUUUGCACAGUAUAAGAGUUUCAGGGUUGGAGAUGAACAGAGCUCCUAUCAAAUGAGUUGUGGCGAGUAUACAGGUACUGCUGGGGAUUCGCUUUUGGGGGGGUUUAACCCUGAAGUUAAAUGGUGGGCAAAUCACAAUGGCAUGAAAUUCAGCACCCUGGACAGAGACAAUGACAACUAUGAAGGAAACUGUGCCGAAGAGGACAAAGGCGGCUGGUGGUAUAACAGGUGUCACUCGGCUAACCUAAAUGGUUUGUACUACAAAGGACCCUACACAUCUAAUACAGACAAUGGGAUUGUUUGGUACACAUGGCAUGGAUGGUGGUAUUCUCUGAAAUCGGUCACGAUGAAGAUUAGACCUGCAGAGUUUGAGCCAAAUGCCAUCUAGAUAAUGCAUUCACUUCACUUCUCAUUCUUUUACUGUGAAUUUAAUUCAGGAACCAUGUUCAAAUAACAUUUAUAAUAAUGUUUAUGAGAAUCGUGUUCUUGCACUUUAGAGUAUAUAACAACCUGCUAUUAUGCAAAUCUCAAAACCCACUCUGUGGGGAUUAAGAAAUGAUCUGGGUCACGUAAUUAAAGUUAAAUGUAAAAUAAUUUGAACAGUUUACAAAUGUAACAUAUUGAUGUUUACACAAAGAAACAUAUAUAAAGCAUUAAACUGUAAAACUGA
Molecule: messenger RNA, 1308 nt
Organism: Spea bombifrons (plains spadefoot toad)
Lineage: Eukaryota; Metazoa; Chordata; Amphibia; Anura; Pelobatidae
Gene: FGL1
Product: fibrinogen like 1
Exons: 8
Coding region: 91-1026 (311 amino acids)
Biological process (GO): regulation of immune response; negative regulation of T cell activation
Source: RefSeq, a predicted model, not a curated record